Eremothecium cymbalariae DBVPG#7215 is the source of this 3390-nucleotide messenger RNA. RefSeq names its product Msb2p (gene MSB2). Bases 1 to 3390 code for a protein of 1129 amino acids. Gene Ontology annotation, molecular function: osmosensor activity. NCBI's taxonomy places the organism in Eukaryota, Fungi, Ascomycota, Saccharomycetes, Saccharomycetales, Saccharomycetaceae. The record is from RefSeq and is a predicted model, not a curated record. Gene Ontology annotation, biological process: signal transduction involved in filamentous growth; fungal-type cell wall organization; cellular bud site selection. Gene Ontology annotation, cellular component: cell surface; extracellular region; plasma membrane. The transcript has a single exon.
AUGAGAUCCACUGUGUUAUCUCUAUUCAUUAUAUUUUGGGGGUUAGUUGCUACUGCCAAAGCUGCUGCCGAUCCUUACGCUGCACCUCCCAUUGAGAUUGUGAAUUAUGGUAGUCAUAGGUUUUUGGCUGCGAAGCGGGCUGACGGAUCUAAUGAGACCGCUCCUGUAUCUUCAGAAUCCAGCUCUUCAUCUAUGACGACUUUCUUAUCAUCUAGUUCAACAACGUCUAAUGUUGCGACCUCUAUUUCUCCACUAGAUACAGGCUCAUCUCAAAGUUUGACGCCUAUGACUCAGAGUACACCCUCUCUUGACUCGCAAAGUUCGAUCACGACUAGUGCUGAUCCUCUUUGGGGUCCUAAUGCUAUGGUAUCUUCCUCCUCAUCAUCAAGUGUGAAUGAUGCCAUGUCUUCCGAUGUGUUUGGCUCAUUAUUUCCAUGGUUGACUCGUGAGUUGGUCUCAUUCUCUUCAUCUUCCGAUUCGCAGACCGCCAGUGGUGAAUCCUUGAGUUCUACAUCAAGUACCCCUUAUUCAGCCACCAAUCCCCAUUUAGAUACCCCCACUGAUACACCUACCAGCGGAAGUAGUACUUUGAGUGUGGCUUCUACUUUAGGCUCAUCAUCGUCUACUCCUAUCUCAGAAUCUUCUAUUUCAUCAUCAGACCCAGGUUCCUCUGUGUCUGUGAGCUCAAGCAGCAGUUCCCCUUUGGUUCAGAACCCUAAUUUUCCUAGUGAGACUUCUUCGGAAACAGCAACAACUUCUGGGUCCUCAUCGAGCGUAACAACGCAAACAACUCCUUCAACUGACUCCGGAUUUCUGUCACCUAUCCUAUCAAGCAUCUUGGAUCUAUCUACAACAGGGCAAUCGACGACAUCAGGUUUCCAGAUGUCUGUGCCUGGAAGCUCUUCACCAGCUGUCACAAGUCCUAGUCCAAGCAAUACAGAUCCAAGUUCUACCUUGUCUCUCGAUACCAGCUCCACUGUUAGCGUACUUGAUAUAUCGUCCUUGAGUUCCUCCAGUUAUCUUUCCACUUCUACACCUGAGUUCACUGUUUCCCAUCCUCCUUUUUCUACUAUCUAUAGUAAACCAAAGUCUAGCAGUGAGAGCUCUGAUUCCGCCACUCCAGACCUCACGACAAGUUCAGGAUCUAAGACUCUAUCAGAUAUCGUCUCUAGUUCUACUUAUUCUGCCAACCCGAUUUCGGACAGUUUGAGCACCUCUUCAGGCAUACCCACUGGUACGCUUUCUACAACGCCGCAAACCCUUGUUUCCUCCAGCUCUUCCAGCUCUUCCAGCUCUUCUUCCUCUCCUUCUCCUCUCUCUCCUCCCUCUUCUACCUCUUCUACCUCUUCUGACAGCUCCAGCUCCAGCUCCAGCUCCAGCUCUUCUUCCUCACCUUCUCCUCUCUCUCCUCCCUCUUCUACCUCUUCUGACAGCUCCAGCUCCAGCUCCAGUUCCAGCUCCAGUUCCAGUUCCAGCUCCAGUUCCAGCUCCAGCUCUUCUUCCUCUCCUUCUCCUCUCUCUCCUCCCUCUUCUACCUCUUCUACCUCUUCUGACAGCUCCAGCUCCAGCUCCAGCUCCAGCUCUUCUUCCUCACCUUCUCCUCUCUCUCCUCUCUCUCCUCCCUCUUCUACCUCUUCUACCUCUUCUACCUCUUCUACCUCUUCUGACAGCUCCAGCUCCAGCUCCAGUUCUAGCUCCAGUUCUUCUUCCUCUCCUUCUCCUCUCUCUCCUCCCUCUUCUACCUCUUCUACCUCUUCUACCUCUUCUACCUCUUCUACCUCUUCUGACAGCUCCAGCUCCAGCUCCAGCUCCAGUUCCAGUUCCAGUUCCAGUUCCAGUUCCAGCUCUGAAAGCGGGUCUAGCUCUGAUAUGUCACAUGUCCCUCAUACUUCUCAUAGCACAUCUAGCUCUGAUGCCUCAACUGCUGCCCAUGGUUCUCAUAACAGUACUAGCUCUGAUAUUUCACCUGCCGCCCAUACUUCUCAUAGCCCGGCUAGCUCUUCUGCCUCCAGUACUUCUUCCGGUUCUCAAUCUCGUUCCACUGAUGGCUACACUUCCGUUUUAUCAAAGCCUCAAAGUACCAUACCAACUUCAACUGAAUCACCCGCUUUACAAAGUUCUUCGAGUUCCCCUGUUUCAGUUAGUCCUACCUCAUCGACCAUUUCUGAAGGGCAGUAUAUCCCAGCUUCCACUGAACUUGCAUCCUAUACCUCUCAGGAAUCAGCUUCUGAGCCAGCUUCUGAAUCAACCCCAACUGCCAACCAAACUACGACACCUAUUGUUACGCCAAACUACAGUUGGGGCCCUCAUACACCAACAAGUACAUGGCUUCCAACUGCUAUCCUUACUGAAUCUGAUGCUGACUCUGAACCUACAGUAACUGUUACUGACACUGAAACUAAGCCUACCACGUCUAUGGCUUCUACUGCAAUUCAAACACUGCCCAAGUUUAUUUCUUCAGCUAACGGCAAGAUACCUGAGGGUAAUUAUACUUUAAUCACUGUUGGCUUCAAAAGGCGGUUGAAUUACCCAUUUGUAGUUUCUAACCCAGUUUCCAGUGCACAAAUUUUUGACUUCUUGCCUAAUGUUUUGAAUUAUCCAUAUGGUUUCCGUUGUGCAAACGUUUCCGUUUGGAGGUUGCUUCCAUUAAAGUCUGGUUCAAGAGACUACUUGGUGACUGUUGCUGCAGUAUUUUUCCCUACUGAGCAUUUAGAUGAAUUGGCAAGAUUGGUUGCUGAUAAUACUAGUAGCCUUUACAGCAGUUAUGAUGAAACAGGGAAAACUAUGGCAUCUCUCAUUGACCCAAUGAUUCCUUUAACUGGAAUAAUUAACUCGAUAAGUUCUGAUCCAGCUUCUGGAGAGUCAAGUGCAACAGGUACUAAUACACCAAAAUCUGGUUCGGUUCCAGUUGGUUUUGCUGGUACUUUAGCAAAUGGUGGGGGGCGUCUGGGAAAUGCAGGCUCUAAAUCUCUGGAUAGUAGCCCAAUGUCAAAGCUUAAGAUCACAGGAAUUGUUGUCGGUUCCGUGUGUGGUGUGGCCACUUACAUUGCGUUGACACUUUUAUGUGUUCGUUACUAUUUACUUAGAAGAGGAAACAAGAUUCAACUAAGCGAUAAUCAGUCUUUUUAUUCUAGUAAUUCCGGCGGUUCCAUGGAAGUAACGACACAAUCAGAAUACCCAAAUCUCUAUGAUGAAAAAAAUCUUCAGAAUUCAAACAAUGGAAGGAUACGUGCUAGUGUUUCUCCAAGUGUUAAAGUUGAUAAUUGGAUGGAUUAUAAUAAUAACUUUACUGAAACGAAUGAAGGUGUCACGCAUAAUUUUGUCAAUGGUAAAAUUACCAAAAUAAGUGGUCCAAUUGCAUCCGAGAAUUCUCUUGGUUGGGAUGUCUAA